AUGAAUGGGCGGAAGAGGACUCUGGGGGAACUCAUCACCACUCUGAACGCCGCCAAGGUGCCAGCCGACACAGAGGUGGUUUGUGCACCCCCCAUGGCCUACAUUGACUUCGCCAGGCAGAAGCUAGAUCCCAAGAUUGCUGUGGCCGCCCAGAACUGCUACAAAGUGACUAAUGGGGCUUUUACUGGGGAGAUCAUCCCUGGCAUGAUCAAAGACUGUGGAGCCACAUGGGUAGCCCCGGGGCACUUGGAGGGAAGGCAGGUCUUUGGGGAGUCAGAUGAGCUGAUCGAGCAGAAAGUGGCCCAUGCUCUGGCUGAGGAACUUGGAGUGAUCGCCUGCUUUAGGGAGAAGCUAGAUGAGAGGGAAGCUGGCAUCACUGAGAAGGUGGUUUUUGAACAAACCAAGGUCAUCGCAGAUAACGUGAAGGACUGGAAGAAGGUUGUUUUGGCCUAUGACCCUGUGUGGGCCAUUGGUACAGGCAAGACUGCAACACCCCAGCAGGCCCAGGAAGUACACGAAAAGCUCUGGGGAUGGCUUAAGUCCAAUGUCUCUGAUCCAGUAGCUCAGUGCACCCGCAUCAUUUAUGGAGGUUCUGUGACUGGGUAACCUGCAAGGAGCUGGCAAGCCAGCUGACAUGGAGGGCUUCCUCGUGGGUAGUGCAUCCCUCAAGCCUGAA
Messenger RNA from Myotis brandtii (Brandt's bat), 676 nucleotides. Its product is annotated as triosephosphate isomerase-like. Gene Ontology annotation, biological process: gluconeogenesis; glyceraldehyde-3-phosphate biosynthetic process; glycolytic process. The coding region runs from base 1 to 606 and encodes 201 amino acids. Gene Ontology annotation, cellular component: cytosol. The transcript has a single exon. Lineage: Eukaryota; Metazoa; Chordata; Mammalia; Chiroptera; Vespertilionidae. Gene Ontology annotation, molecular function: triose-phosphate isomerase activity. The record is from RefSeq and is a predicted model, not a curated record.